GCUCCUAUAUAGCUGGAUGGUGGCCUGGGGAGAGUGUUCUGGGGAAGUUCCCGGCUCCAGGCUCCAGAGACUCACUGUAGCAGACAGCCAAAAGUCUCACACCAUGAAGAACCGUCCCGGCGCAUGGGGGCUGGCCAUCCUCUGCGUGCUGCUCGCCAGCCACCUCUCCACAGUCAAGGCGAGAGGCAUCAAGCACAGGUUCAAGUGGGGCCGGAAGCCCCAGACCAGCGGCGACAGCCAGAUCACCGAAGCGCGCAUGACUGAGCACCGACCCGGAACUUUCAUUAAGCAAGGCCGAAAGCUGGACAUCGACUUCGGAGCGGAAGGUAACAAGUACUAUGAGGCCAACUACUGGCAGUUCCCAGAUGGGAUCUACUACAACGGCUGCUCUGAAGUCAACGUGACCAAGGAGAUGCUGGUGGCCAGCUGCAUCAACGCCACGCAGGCGGCCAACCAGGCGGAGUUCGCGCGGGAGAAGCAGGACAGCAAGCUGCACCAGCGCGUGCUGUGGCGGCUGAUCAAAGAGCUCUGCUCUGUCAAGCGCUGCGAUUUCUGGUCUGAAAGGGGAGCCGGAUUUCCGGUCACUGUGGACCAGUCGGUGAUGGUCUGCUUGCUGGGUUUCAUUUGGUUCAUCAUCAAAUAAAAUGGCAAUGAGGCUGGUAGCCACCAAGGUGAGCCUGUGUGCAGAGGUGGAGAAAGGUACCCCAGUUCUUACCACCGACCUCCAACCCCCAAGCAUCAUGAACGUGCCAAAGGGGAGUGACUCAUUGGCACUCCAAAGGUCCCUCCCCAGUACUCCCAGUGUGUUUGUAUUUGACAGUGUUCCAGUAACCCCCAGGCUGCACCCCUGUGAGAUCUGGCCUAUUGCUUCCUCAUUCUCAACUCCCAGCAGUGUCUGGCUGCUACCCUGGGCAAUAAUGAAGGAACACGGGAAUUUCCUGCACACUCCACCGGAUUUCCCAAAUUAGAGGUAGAUGAAGAAACUGAGGCUCAGAGUGGGGAAGUAGCUCGCCAGUAUGUGGCUAGAAAGGGGCAGCCCCGGGAUUCCAUGUAGUCUGUCUCCCCUCAGGUUUUCUGUUGUGUGCAUCCCAAGCUGCCUCGUGGUCACUUUACCACUCAUAAGCCCAAGUGCCCCUGUGUGUGGAGUGAAAUGUGGAAGUCUGCAUUCUGAGCAAUAACUGCAUGCUGAAGCCUUCCAGUGAAUCUAAAAUAUAGCAAAGAAGCUAAACUAAAGU
Messenger RNA from Nannospalax galili (Upper Galilee mountains blind mole rat), 1235 nucleotides. It is a transcript of the gene Prnd, whose product is annotated as prion like protein doppel. Gene Ontology annotation, biological process: intracellular copper ion homeostasis; protein homooligomerization. Gene Ontology annotation, molecular function: copper ion binding. The transcript has 2 exons. Gene Ontology annotation, cellular component: membrane. The record is from RefSeq and is a predicted model, not a curated record. Bases 17 to 643 code for a protein of 208 amino acids. Lineage: Eukaryota; Metazoa; Chordata; Mammalia; Rodentia; Spalacidae.